GCCGCUCUAACGCUGAGGGCCGCUCUUGCCGGCUCCCGAAGCAGCCCGCGCCUCUGGAUCCACCCGGUUCCCUGUUCUCCCCGCCUCGCUUCGUCCAGCUGCUCCCGAGCAACUUUGCGGCCGACUGGAGGCCCGCGGACGUCGCGGCGCCGCGUGCGUCCUCUCGCGGGCUGAAAUGAGCUUGCAGAGGCUUUGCAAUCAGCCGUGAAUUCGAGUUUCAGCACCUGCACCAGAGAGGGGUCUGGCCUUGAGCAGGUCCCACGCCUUCUCACACCUGAGUGUCCUCCUCCGCAAAGCGGGGUGAGAGACAAGCAGCCAAAGCCCAAGGUUGUGUGGCGCAUGGCGGUGAGGCAGGGAUGCAAGGCCUCGCAGCAUCAGGGCCUGGGAUCGUAACCGCUGUGCAGUCUGGUGAGAUGGACCCCAGCACCCCCCCUCCAGGCUCGUCUAGUUUGCAGCCCCUGCCAGCACCACAGCCCCGGGCUCGGCUCAAUGCCACUACCUCGAUGGAACAGGACAAGACCGAGCCACUCCAAGCUUCUGGACCUCGCCCAGGCCCAGGACCUGGCCCAGGUGUUGGAGAGGCACCCGCUGCAACUGAGCCCCACGCCCAGCGUGCCAGGAGCCGAGAAAGGGCAGACAGAACCGGGCCUGCAAAGGGAGAUGCGGACAUCCCCUUCGAAGAAGUUCUGGAGAAGGCCAAGGCUGGGGACCCCAAGGCACAGACAGAGGUGGGGAAACACUACCUGCGACUGGCCGACACCGCCGACGAAGAGCUCAACAACUGCACCGCCGUGGACUGGCUGAUCCUCGCCGCAAAGCAGGGCCGGCGGGAAGCUGUCAAGCUGCUUCGCAGGUGCUUGGCAGACAGAAAAGGCAUCACCUCGGAGAAUGAGCAGGAGGUGAAGCAGCUCUCCUCCGAGACUGACCUGGAGCGGGCGGUGCGCAAGGCGGCCCUGGUCAUGUACUGGAAGCUCAACCCCAAGAAGAAGAAGCAGGUGGCCGUGUCAGAGCUGCUGGAGAAUGUCGGCCAGGUCAACGAGCAUGAUGGAGGACCCCAGCCAGGCCCUGUCCCCAAGUCACUGCAGAAGCAAAGGCGGAUGCUGGAGCGCCUGGUCAGCAGCGAAUCCAAGAACUACAUAGCGCUGGAUGACUUCGUGGAGGUCACCAAGAAGUACGCCAAGGGCAUCAUCCCCACCAACCUGUUCCUGCAGGACGAUGACGACGAUGAGCUGGCAGGGAAGAGCCCCGAGGACCUGCCGCUGCGCCCGAAGGUGGUCAAGUUCCCCUUGCACGCCAUCAUGGAGAUCAAAGAGCACCUGAUCGAAGUGGCCUCCAAGGCCGGCAUGCACUGGCUGUCCACCAUCAUCCCCACCCACCACAUCAACGCCCUCAUCUUCUUCUUCAUCAUCAGCAACCUGACCAUCGAUUUCUUCGCCUUCUUCAUCCCCCUGGUUAUCUUCUACCUGUCCUUCGUGUCCAUGGUGAUCUGCACCCUCAAGGUCUUCCAGGACAGCAAGGCCUGGGAGAACUUCCGCACCCUCACCGACCUGCUGCUGCGCUUCGAGCCUGACCUGGAUGUGGAACAAGCUGAGAUCAACUUUGGCUGGAACCACCUGGAGCCCUACGCCCACUUCCUGCUGUCGGUGGUCUUCGUCAUCUUCUCCUUCCCCAUCGCCAGCAAGGACUGUAUCCCCUGCUCGGAGCUGGCCGUCAUCGCAGCCUUCUUCACCGUGACCAGCUACAUGAGCCUGAGCAGCUCCGCAGAGCCCUACACCAGAAGGGCACUGGUCACGGAGGUGGCUGCUGGCCUGCUGUCCCUCCUGCCCACCCUGCCUGUGGGCGGGCGCUACCUGCAAGUCCUUGGCCAGACCUUCUUCACCAUGCCCCUCGGCCACUUCGUGGUCCUCAAUGUCAGCGUCCCCUGCCUGCUCUACAUCUACCUCUUCUACCUCUUCUUCCGCAUGGCCCAGCUCAGGAACUUCAAGGGCACCUACUGCUACCUGGUGCCCUACCUGGUCUGCUUCAUGUGGUGCGAGCUCUCUGUGGUCAUCCUACUGGAGUCCACCGGCCUGGGGCUGGUCCGUGCCUCCAUUGGCUAUUUCCUCUUCCUCUUCGCUCUCCCCAUCCUGGUGGCUGGCCUUGCCCUCAUGGGCGUGGUGCAGUUUGCCCGGUGGUUCGUGUCCCUAGAGCUCACCAAGAUCCUGGUCACCAUGGCUGUCUGCAGCGUGCCCCUGCUGUUCCGCUGGUGGACCAAGGCCCACUUCUCAGUGGUGGAGAUGGUGAAGUCCCUAACGCGCAGCUCCAUGGUCAAGCUCAUCCUGGUGUGGAUCUCGGCCAUCGUACUGUUCUGCUGGUUCUACGUGUACCGGUCGGAGGGCAUGAAGGUCUACAACUCCACGCUGACCUGGCAGCAGUACGGCUUCCUGUGCGGGCCGCGGGCCUGGAAGGAGACCAACAUGGCACGCACCCAGAUCCUGUGCAGCCACCUGGAGGGCCACAGGGUCACGUGGACAGGCCGCUUCAAGUAUGUCCGGGUGACCGAAAUUGACAACAGCGCCGAGUCGGCCAUCAACAUGCUCCCGUUCUUCAUCGGCGACUGGAUGCGCUGCCUUUACGGCGAGGCCUACCCCUCCUGCAGCCCCGGCAACACCUCCACGGCCGAGGAGGAGCUCUGCCGCCUCAAGCUCCUGGCCAAGCACCCCUGCCACAUCAAGAAGUUCGACCGCUACAAGUUCGAGAUCACGGUGGGCAUGCCCUUCAGCAGCAGCGGCAACGGCACCCGCGGCCCCGAGGAGGACGAUAUCACCAAGGACAUCGUGCUGCGGGCCAGCAGCGAGUUCAAGAGCGUGCUGCUCAACCUGCGCCAGGGCAGCCUCAUCGAGUUCAGCACUAUCCUCGAGGGCCGCCUGGGCAGCAAGUGGCCCGUCUUCGAGCUCAAGGCCAUCAGCUGCCUCAACUGCAUGGCCCAGCUCUCGCCGGCCAAGCGGCACGUGAAGAUCGAGCACGACUGGCGCAGCACCGUGCACGGCGCCUUCAAGUUCGCCUUCGACUUCUUCUUCUUCCCGUUCCUGUCGGCGGUGUGAGGACAUGCCCCCAGCCGGGGCAGGCUUCAGUGCAUGGCGCCAUGAGGCCCUUCCCCGUGUGGCCACCCAGGCAGACAGUUGCAACACUACAGCUCAGUGUGUGCGUGUGUGUGCUCAUGUGUGCAACCCAGGGCUUCGGAGGCCUUUUCCUCGUGUGUAGACUGCCCGGGCCCCGUGACGUGGCUGUUCAGCUCUGUCCACUUUGAAUGCCAAGCGUUGCUGGAAAUUGCAUGCAGUCUUUAGCCACCACCCCAGCCUUACUGAGUGAAGCCGUGUGCCUGGCUAGACUAGAAAGAUCCCCAGAUCCCAACCAAUCACUUUGCAGAUAAAUCCCUCCUCCUCCCCACCACCUCCAAACACCCUGUUGCCCUUUAUUUACUUGUGUUGAAUUUGUGUUUUUUAAAGAAACGAUACGCAUCUGUGUAAACUCAGUGGUAGCAUUUCCUAUUUAUUUGGUUUCUGCUAAGCCCUGACAGCUGUUUGCCUGUCCAAGGGAACGUACCCAGCUGUUUGGGGCUGUGUGUCAGGGCCAGGCUGAGCUCUGGACCCUCAGUCUUGCUGGAGGCUCUCCUGUCCAGUGGGCGGGCGAAUGUGUACAGGCUUUGCCUGCCUCCAC
Messenger RNA from Tupaia belangeri chinensis (Chinese tree shrew), 3699 nucleotides. RefSeq names its product wolframin ER transmembrane glycoprotein (gene WFS1). Gene Ontology annotation, biological process: calcium ion homeostasis; endoplasmic reticulum unfolded protein response. The record is from RefSeq and is a predicted model, not a curated record. Gene Ontology annotation, cellular component: endoplasmic reticulum; endoplasmic reticulum membrane. Gene Ontology annotation, molecular function: protein binding. The transcript has 10 exons. Lineage: Eukaryota; Metazoa; Chordata; Mammalia; Scandentia; Tupaiidae. The coding region runs from base 357 to 3083 and encodes 908 amino acids.